AUGAGAGCAGUAAAUUUCGUAUUGAGUCCUUUAGACCAAUUUGAAGUAAGAGAUUUAUUUUCUUUAAAUAGUAAUUUAUUAGGAAACAUUAAUAUAUCAUUAACAAAUAUAGGUUUAUAUCUAUCAAUAGGUGGAUUUAUAAUAUUAACAUAUAGUUUAUUAGCAACAAAUAAUAAUAAAAUUAUACCAAAUAACUGAUCAAUAAGUCAGGAAACUAUAUAUGCUACAGUACACAGUAUAGUAAUAAAUCAACUUAAUCCUACAAAAGGACAAUUAUAUUUCCCAUUUAUAUAUGCAUUAUUUAUAUUUAUAUUAGUAAAUAAUUUAAUAGGAAUGGUGCCAUAUAGUUUUGCAUCAACAUCACACUUUAUUUUAACAUUCUCAUUAAGUUUCACAGUUGUUUUAGGUGCAACAUUCUUAGGAUUCCAAAGACAUGGAUUAAAAUUCUUUUCAUUAUUUGUACCUUCAGGUUGUCCUUUAGCAUUAUUACCUUUAUUAGUUUUAAUCGAAUUCAUUUCAUACUUAUCUAGAAAUGUUUCUUUAGGUUUAAGACUUGCAGCUAAUAUUUUAUCAGGUCACAUGCUUUUAUCUAUUUUAAGUGGAUUUACAUAUAAUAUAAUGACUAGUGGUAUAUUAUUCUUCUUCUUAGGUUUAGUUCCUUUAGCUUUUAUAAUUGCAUUCUCUGGAUUAGAAUUAGCUAUUGCAUUUAUUCAAGCUCAAGUUUUCGUUGUUUUAACUUGUUCUUACAUUAAAGACGGAUUAGAUUUACACUAA
Messenger RNA from Aspergillus luchuensis, 774 nucleotides. Lineage: Eukaryota; Fungi; Ascomycota; Eurotiomycetes; Eurotiales; Aspergillaceae. The record is from the annotation of a RefSeq genome assembly.